AAAACAUAGCUAGGGAACAUGAUGGGUUGUCGUUUCCUCAUUUUUACGCUUUUGCCCCCUCGAGAGGAUCAAAAUCUCUUUCAAGCUCACAAUUGCGCAAGGCUCCUGGGUGGAGAGCGGGUAUCCGGCCCCCUCCAGGAGCUCUUGGGUGGCACCUGACUCUGGAAAAGAACCAUGGACUUCUGGCUUUGGUCCCUUUACUUCCUGCCAGUCUCUGGGGCUCUGAGGAUCCUCCCGGAAGUACAGCUGGAUGGAGAGCUGGGCGGAUCCAUUACCAUCAAGUGCCCAAUGCCUGACAUUCACAUGAGGACGUACCUGUGCCGGCAGAUGACCAAGUCUGGAGCUUGUGUUACGGUGGUGUCCAACACAUUCAUCAGGAAGGAAUACUGGGACCGAAUCACUCUGAAGCCAUGCUCAGACAAGAAUCUCUUCCUGGUAGCGAUAAUGAAGUUGACCGAAAGUGACAGCGGAAUCUAUGCCUGUGGGGUGGGCAAGUACACAGACUUGGGAAAGACCCAGAAAGUCAUCUUGAAUGUACACAAUGCCUAUGAGCCCUUCUUGGAAGAGGAGCCGAUAUCCGGGCCUCCAGAAUGGUUUCACAGAUACCUGCACAUGCAGAUGCCCAAGUGGCUCCAAAUCGUCACACAAACCAGAUCUUCUGAAUUCAUCGCCGCAGUUACCACCCCAGCUCAAAGGAUGGAGAGCUCUCCAGCCCACCAUUCCUCCCCAGCCACUCCAGCAACUCACUAUCCUGGAGUUUCCAGAACAUCUUCGGUAGCCACUGCCAAGCCUCCAACUCUCCUGACAACCACUACCUCAAAAACUCCCACUCAGGAGGGGCUAUUCGGGCACCAAGUGACCAGCUACAACUACCACACCAGGCAGAGAUCCUUCUACCACUACGAUGGCUCAAGCUCGGGGAGCUUGGACCAUGGGUUUCACAUCCUGGUACCCACUAUCCUGGGCCUUCUCCUGUUGGCCCUUCUGUGGCUGGUGAUUAAAAGAGCCGUUCAAAGGAGGAAAGCCCUCUCCAGGCAGGUCCGCCGGCUGGCGCGGAGGGUGCGCGUCUCGGAGUCGGUGCAGCCGCCGCGGGCGCCGCGGGCUCCGGGCGCGCCGCGGGCUCCCGGGGCGCAGAGGCCGCGCUGCCAGAACAACGUGUACAGCGCCUGCCCGUGGCGCGCCCGGGGCCCGGACCCCGCGGGAGAACUGGACACCGCUCUUUCCGGUCCCGGAGCCUCGGCGCCACCCCAGGGUCCACCGCAGAAAUAUACCAGUUCCAGACAAGAGAGAGCGAGGUGGGGAGAGAAAGCAAAGCAGCAUGUGUCUUCUAGAGGCAGGGGCUCUUCAGGAGCACAUCCAUAUCAGAAGCAGAGGCAUCCUACCUUCAACAUAUACUCUUCUCCCUGAAGUUUGUGAAGCAAGAUCAUAGCUGGACAUUAUCUUUGGAUUGAUGACAACUACAAAGUACAGCCAGAGCUUAGGGCUAGAGAAGGCUUCCUCUUACUGCUGGCCUUUCCAGAUAUAUAGCCCAGUCUUCCUGGGCACUCAUUCAGAAGUAGCAAAGAAAGGCUUCCAGAUCUAAAUGGAACUGCAAAAUAAAUGUCCUCUCAGAUUGAACAGUACACCCAGGGACAUUGUCACUGUCAGCAAUGCUUGCUUGACACUGUCACCUGAGAAAAGCAAAAUGGCUACCAUGAGGAAAGAAGGGCACCUAAGGAGAAGAGCCAGCAGGGGCUGAGGGGGGAUGGGCUGCAAGUGUGGACAGGACAGGAAAGCUUUAGUGACACUGCUUUUGUGCUGAGUAUUUUAACUACAUGUUAUCUUCUAACAUUCACUUUUCAAAUCUUUGCCCCUGAUUCCUACCCCAGUGCUCUGUUCCUGCAGAUAGAUCAUUUCCAUGCAUUCAAGUUCCAUCUCAUACCCCAACAUCCCUCCUUACUCAUCAAUAAUCCACAGGCAAGCAGAAAUCCACUUUAUUAAAUAUUUUGCCGAGUACCCAUUCACCCCAGACUGUUGUGGGAAUCGUGGAAGGUGACAGGGGAACAGGGUCAUGGCAGUCUACUGCCUUUGUGAACCAUACAUCUCACAAAUAAAUGGAGUCAGUUGUAAUACUGACAGUACUUAAA
Dipodomys spectabilis (banner-tailed kangaroo rat) is the source of this 2126-nucleotide messenger RNA. RefSeq names its product Fc fragment of IgM receptor (gene Fcmr). The record is from RefSeq and is a predicted model, not a curated record. Gene Ontology annotation, cellular component: plasma membrane. The transcript is spliced from 8 exons. Lineage: Eukaryota; Metazoa; Chordata; Mammalia; Rodentia; Heteromyidae. Bases 175 to 1407 code for a protein of 410 amino acids. Gene Ontology annotation, molecular function: transmembrane signaling receptor activity.